AUGGGGUUUGGGUUUGUAAUAUAUGGAGGCACAACAGCUGAAAAUUCAGCAAUGAAAGCAGUUGAGUUUGAUGGUAUGGAGUUUCAUGGGAGGGUGUUAACUGUAAAACUUGAUGAUGGGAGGCGAAUGAAGGAGAAAUCUGCAGAUAGGGCUAGGUGGAUUGAAGGGGAUGACACUCCUUCCAGGACAGAGUUUGGAUUGAUGAUUAAAUAUUAUGCAAAGAAAGGUGACAUGCAUCGAGCAAGAGAAAUGUUUGAGAGCAUGAGGGGUAGAGGAAUUGAGCCAAAUUCACAUGUAUUUACCACCCUAAUUCACGCUUAUGCAGUAGGUAGAGAUAUGGAGGAAUUGAGCCAAAUUCACAUGGAUUUUGAUUGCGGCGAUAGCGCUAUUCACGGAGCUACACGUCCUCCUCAACCUUGUUUCCAUCGGAACACUUUUUGUCUUCUUAAUGGUCUCAAACGCAGUCAUUUACAGACGAUAUGUCUCACUGGGGACCACAACCCCAUGGCCCACACUGUCGUUCUUGUUAAACUUUUCAUUCACUUCCAUCAUGUUUACCCUGCUAUGGUGGUUCGCACCGCCCGGGAAACCUAA
This is a messenger RNA of Lactuca virosa, 594 nucleotides long. The record is from the annotation of a GenBank genome assembly. NCBI's taxonomy places the organism in Eukaryota, Viridiplantae, Streptophyta, Magnoliopsida, Asterales, Asteraceae.